AUGCAAUCCCUGCAGUUCCUGUUGAGGGCCAGCCAUGCCGCCCUGCUCUUGGUUUUCUGUCUGCAGCUGGGGACCAACACAGCUCAGGAAGACACAGCCACUCGACAGUCGAUUUUAAUGGACUUCCAGGUGCCCCAAGUGACAAGGUCAAAUGAAGAAGUCACCGGGAAGCUUGUAGUUCAAACGGAAUUGAAAGAAUGUAUGGUGAUUAAAACUUACCUGGCAAGCAGCAAGCCGAUUGAUGGACCUUUUAACUAUAGAUACACUGCCUGCCUGUGUAACGAUUAUCCAAGAACCUUCUACUGGGACUUUCAGGUCAACAGUACUGUAAGGAUGGCUGCUGUGGUUGAUGUCAUUCCUCAGUUGGGUAUCUGCCCCAAUGACGAGGCAGUGGUCCCCAUCAAAGCAAACCGUUUCACUCUCCUGAGGACCCUGUUUGUUGUCUGAGCUGGCCGGAAGCCUCACCUGACUGCCCCGCACCCCACCUUAC
Molecule: messenger RNA, 490 nt
Organism: Artibeus jamaicensis (Jamaican fruit-eating bat)
Lineage: Eukaryota; Metazoa; Chordata; Mammalia; Chiroptera; Phyllostomidae
Gene: PIP
Product: prolactin induced protein
Exons: 4
Coding region: 1-447 (148 amino acids)
Biological process (GO): regulation of immune system process; proteolysis
Cellular component (GO): extracellular region
Molecular function (GO): aspartic-type endopeptidase activity
Source: RefSeq, a predicted model, not a curated record